Castor canadensis (American beaver) is the source of this 2371-nucleotide messenger RNA. Lineage: Eukaryota; Metazoa; Chordata; Mammalia; Rodentia; Castoridae. The record is from RefSeq and is a predicted model, not a curated record.
UGCUGUUCGUCCGUCUGUCUCUAAACCCAUCUGUCUGUCUGACUGUAAACCAAUCUGUCUACUCAUCUGUCUGUAAAGCCCUUUGCUAUCCAAAUGUAUAUCUGACCAUCUUCUCUGUCUAGCUGCUCUAGCCUGUAUGUCAGUCCAUCUAUUUGUCUGUCUCUGGCCCCACUGAUUUUUUCUAUCUGUCCAAUCAUCCAAGUCCACCUGUGUGCAUCUUGUCUAUUUACCUGCUUGUCUGUUUGUCUCUCUGUCCAUCUGCUGGCGUGUCUCCCCAAGUGCCUCCCCUGUCCCUCUGGACCACCAAACCAUGGCCCAGGGCCACAUAGUCAGCCUGGUCCUGCUGGGGCUGGGGCUGGGGUUGGCCAUCAUUGUGCUGGCUGUGGUCCUCUCUCGCCACCACGCCCCCUGUGGCCCCCAGGCCUUUGCCCAUGCUGCUGUAGCUGCCGACUCUAAGGUCUGCUCGGACAUUGGACGAGCCAUCCUCCAGCAGCAGGGCUCACCCAUGGAUGCUGCCAUCGCAGCCCUGGUCUGCACCGGUGUUGUCAACCCUCAGAGCAUGGGCCUGGGUGGAGGGGUCAUCUUCACCAUCUACAAUGCAACAACAGGGAAGGUGGAGGUCAUCAAUGCCCGGGAGACGGUGCCUGCUGACCAUGUCCAGGGCCUGCUGGAUCAGUGCAAACAGGCCCUGCCACUGGGCACAGGGGCUCAGUGGAUCGGGGUUCCUGGGGAGCUCCGUGGCUAUGCUGAGGCCCAUCGCCGCCAUGGCCGCUUGCCCUGGGCACAGCUGUUCCAGCCUACCAUCACUCUUCUCCGAGAGGGCUACCGCAUGCCCUCAGUUCUCAGCCGGUUCCUGCAAAACAAAUUCCUGCGGCCUUCCUUGUAUGCAUCGACCCUGAGGCAGCUCUUCUUCAACGGGACAGAAACCCUGAGGCCUCAAGACCCAUUCCCAUGGCCUACUCUGGCCACCACCCUGGAGACUGUGGCCACGGAGGGUGCAGAGGCCUUCUACACAGGGAGGCUGGGCCGGAUGCUAGUAGAGGACAUUGCCAAGCAAGGGAGCCAGAUGACCCUGCAGGACCUGUCUGCCUUCCAGCCUGAGGUGGUGGAUGCUCUGGAGAUGCCUCUGGGAAACUACACCCUGUACUCACCACCUCCACCAGCAGGAGGCGCAGUUCUCAGCUUUAUCCUUAAUGUGCUGCGAGGGUUCAACUUCUCUGCAGAGUCGGUGGCCCAACCUGAAGGAAAAGUAAACAUGUACCAUCACCUUGUAGAGACACUCAAGUUUGCAGGGGGGCAGAGGUGGCGGCUGUGCGACCCUCGCAGCAACCUAGUGGUCCAGAAUGCCUCCCAGGACCUGCUGGGAGAAGCUCUGGCCCAGCACAUCCGUCAGCAGAUCGAUGGCCGGGGUGACCACCAGCUCAGCUACUACAACCUGGCUGGAGCGUGGGGCCACAGGAUGGGCACCUCUCAUGUGUCUGUGCUGGGAGAGGAUGGCAGUGCUGUGGCCGCCACCAGCACUAUCAACACACCCUUUGGAGCAAUGGUGUACUCCCCACAGACGGGCAUUCUUCUCAACAACGAACUACUGGACUUAUGCUGGAGAUACCUGCCAGGCUCCAGUGUUACCCCUGCACCUGUGGUGAAUGGUGACAGGGUGAGUGGUGCUCCUGGAGGGUGUGGUGAUACUACGGGACCCCCAGUUCCAGGUGAGCGGCCGCCAUCAUCCAUGGUACCCUCCAUCUUGAUCAACAAAGCUGAGGGUUCGAAGCUGGUGAUUGGUGGGGCAGGGGGGGAUCUCAUCAUCCCUGCUGUGGUCCAGACCAUCAUGAACCAUUUGUGGUUUGGCUUUAACCUACCAGAAGCCAUUGCAGCCCCCAUCCUGCAUGUCAACAGCAAAGGCCAGGUCGAAUAUGAGCCCAGCUUCAGCCAGGAAGUACAGAAAGGGCUCCAAGACCGUGGCCAGAACCAGACCCAGCGGCUUUUUUUCCUGAACGUGGUCCAGGCUGUGUCCCAGGAGGGGCCCUGUGUAUAUGCAGCAUCUGACCUGAGGAAGGAAGGAGAGGCUGCGGGCUACUGAGAAGACAGCAUGGCUCAGAGUCAACUCCAGCCCCACUGUCAGUCCUGUGCCCUGGCUGGAUAAUACCGUGGAACAAAGAGCUCCAGUGGGAUCUGGACCCCUGGCUGUGGAGUCAACCUGGGAUUGAAAGAAGAGGGGACCAGCCUGGCAGAUGGACUAUAGGGACCAAGCCUCAUCCUUGAGCAUCCCUCUGUGUAGCCCUAUGUGGCCCUGUCCUUGCUCCUCUAGUCUUCCUCUGGACUCUUACCUACCCUGUCAAUCUGUGUAGCCACUAGUCCAAGAUUAAAGAGG